This is a messenger RNA of Linderina pennispora, 446 nucleotides long. RefSeq lists its product as uncharacterized. Lineage: Eukaryota; Fungi; Kickxellomycota; Kickxellomycetes; Kickxellales; Kickxellaceae. The record is from RefSeq and is a predicted model, not a curated record. The transcript has a single exon. Bases 160 to 411 code for a protein of 83 amino acids.
AUUGACCACAUCAUAUGCAGGCAUCUAUACAUUGACGAUGUGCAGACAUACUAUCUGCAGUCGCACAUCCCCAGACUCGAUUACGACCCGCAUGAGGCAUUUGCACAAAGGCUACCUGGUCUACGUGGAUUUCUAUCCUAAGAUGUUCUGGUAAACGACAUGGCAUGGACCCCAUUUCAAUAUCAGAGAUCUCUUUGUAUUGAAUACAAGGGGUGUCCAAUUGACGAUCUACUGUCCAAGGUGAACAUGGACGCGGUCCAGAAGUUGGCGUUGGCGGGAUUCGUUAUUAGCUGCUUGUAUUCAUUAUUCUGUGGCCGGUAUGAGCAAGAGGCUCACCUUCCGCAUCUGUUGGAGCUGAGAAUAGAGCGAGCUGACUGGGAUGAUGUAGUGGUGGCGCCAGAGAAUACCUAAUACAUAGUGGUUAGGUGUCCUAUGAUGCUAAGGGU